CCUGUAGACAACAUAUUAUGGGAACUGGUUGCACAAAUCCCUCCUUCUUCUCUGAGUAGACAAAUUGUCUGGUCAGAGGGUCGCUUGGUCCAGUGUUCCGGAAGCAAGUGCUUACUUGAAAAGGGGCCAACAAUGUGUCCGAGGGGUAAAAGAGGGGGCCUACGAGGGCGGCAAAUUAAAUGAGGCUUAACAAGGACAUUAAGAGGGAAAGUACCUGAGGAUUAAAGAACAUUAUGGUGAAGUGGUAAUUCACAGACCCAGAGCACAAAGGAUCCAACCAGUGCAUUACUUCGAGAGAGAGGAGAGGUCAUCUAGAACCAGACCCAUGCAGACUUUCUACACAUCUCUCUGGGGAUCCAAUGUGUUGUUGAAAUCUGCUCAUAUCCGCUAGCCUGACCAAUCAGCGCAGGCAUGGAAUGAAUCACAGACUGCGAGGAUGGGUAUUCUCCAGUUUCUUUGACAACAUUGCUCUGUUCUAGGGAGCUUCAAAAGAGCUGAAAACCUUAUUAAACAAGUUUUCAGGGUCAUGUGGGUUUAUUGAAGUGAGUUGCUUUAUUAUUAUUAUUAUGUUUUAUUUUUUAUUUCACCUUUAUUUAACCAGGUAGGCUAGUUGAGAACAAGUUAUCAUUUGCAACUGCGACCUGGCCAAGAUAAAGCAUAGCAGUGUGAACAGACAACAACACAGAGUUACACAUGGAGUAAACAAUAAACAAGUCAAUAACAUGGUAGAAAAAAGAGAAUCUAUAUGACCUAGUAACCUUACCCCUUUCAUGAUAUAAAUCGUGUCACACCCUGACCUUAGACCUGACCUUAGAGAUCCUUAUUUAUUCUCUACGUUUGGUUAGGUCAGGGUGUGACUCGAGUGGGAAAAUCUAUGUUUUCUAUUUCUUUGUUGUUUUGCCGUGUGUGGUUCCCAAUCAGAGGCAGCUGUCUAUCCUUGUCUCUGAUUGGGGAUCAUAUAUAAGUUGUCAUUUUCAGUUUGGGUUUUGUGGGGUGUUGUUUUCUGUUUAGGUUGUCUCCCUGACAGAACUGUGCGUUUUCGCCUUUUGUUUUUGUGAACAUUAAAUUCUGAACACUUUCCACGCUGCGCUUUGCUCUCCUUCCGAGGACGAACGUUACAGAGAGGAGUGCUAAUACACACAUACAUGUGUUCACAAAAUAAAAUCCAACCCACACACUGUAAAGAAGAGUUUAGAACCCAUUCGAAGAAAGAAGUAUUAGAGCGAGUGUAUAUGUGCAUGUGAAGCAGAAGGAGGGUGGUCGCUAACAUGGGAAUAAAAGGAUCUGGAGGGGGUGGCUUGACACAAUACAUCUGUGAUUGCAGUAACGAGAGAGUGAGAGAGUUCUGAACUUAUGUAAGAAGGAGUGGAGGUAAGAUAAGAAUGUGAAGCUGGGUUGGGAAAUAUAAACCAAAGCAAGAGAAAAUACAUUGCCUGUAGUGAGGGAAGAGAAAGGAACAGGGGAAGGAGAAGGAACGCUUGGACAGAGACAAGAAGAGACUGAAAAGCUGAGAAGAGUGGCCAAACAGGAUACUACUGAAUUCUAUUCAACAUGGAAAAUAUGGAGCUGCCACCUCGACCAAAACUCUUUGACUUCCACGGAGUCUCCAUGAUCCACUAUUUCACUGACAACUGGGAGAACAUACAAAACUUCCAGGCCAGGCCAGAUGAUAUCCUCAUCGCCACUUACCCCAAAGCAGGUACCACAUGGGUCUCCUACAUUCUAGACCUGCUGUAUUUUGGUCAGACAGCCCCUGAGCGUCAGACUUCACUGCCUAUCUAUGAGAGAGUGCCAUUCCUGGAGAGUGACUUCCAUAUUCUCCCUCCAGGAACGGAGCUGGCAGACAAGUUAUCCACCUCUCCUCGCCUCAUCAAGACUCACCUCCCAGUCCAGUUGGUGCCCAAGUCCUUCUGGGAGCAGAACUGCAGGGUAGUAUAUGUGGCCCGUAAUGCCAAGGACAAUGCAGUGUCUUAUUUCCACUUUGACCGCAUGAACCAGGCCGACCCAGAGCCAGGAGACUGGAACAACUUCUUACAGAGAUUCAUGGAUGGAAAGAUGGUGUUUGGUCCCUGGUAUGACCAUGUGACUGGCUGGUGGGAGAGGAAAGAGACUCACUCAAAACUCCACUACGUUUUCUAUGAGGAUAUGGUUGAGGAUACGGGGAGAGAGCUGGACAUGCUGUGCUCCUUCCUAGGUUUGUCUCCUUCAGCAGAGGAGAAGGAGAAGGUGAGAGGAGGAGUGCAGUUUGAUACUAUGAAGAAAAACAGCAUGGCCAACUAUUCCACCGUCCCAAUCAUGGAUUUCAAGAUCUCUCCAUUCAUGCGAAAAGGAAAGGUUGGUGACUGGAAGAACCAUUUCACUGUGGCCCAGAGUGAACAGUUUGAUGAAGACUAUAAGAAGAAGAUGAAGAACACCACCGUACAGUUCCGCACUGUAGUCUAGGGGUUGUGGUAAAGUUGAUUGUCUGAUUGUUUGUGGUCAGCUUGAUUGAUUGUUUAUUUGGCGGAUAUGGACCUACGAUAGGCUCGGCUGGAGUGUCAGUCUUCCAUUGGUCCACAGUUAACUGGGUUAUGGUGUUGAAAUAUACAGGGUGAGGAUCAUAUCGUAUCAUAUCCUGGAGUGUGAAUGAGAAAGAUCAUGAAGUGUCUUAUAAUAUCAUUUUUUAAGAAUGAUUGAUGCUACUUUGAGAUAUGAGCUAUAGGUUGAGAACUAAAAACAAAAGUAAAAUGAGGACAGGCUGCACAGUACAUUCUUAGCAAUGUGAGCUAUUUGUAAAUCCUCUUGCCUGGUCUGUUUUUCAGUGUAUGAGAAAAAAAACAGUGAGAGUCGAUACAGUAAUAAAUAUGUGAAUGGAGAAGAGCAUUAAUAAGCAUCAAGCAUUGUUUUAUUCUGUUUAAAAAUAUAUACAUUCUUUGAAACUAACAAUUCCUACUCGUGUACAGUAUACAGUAUGACUAAACAUAAUACAUUGAUGUUCAUGUACUUGUAUUUAAAUUGAUAUGAAAUAUCUAUAUGAACCAAAGCGGUUAUCCUCUAUGGCAGGGGUGUCAAACUCAUUCCACGGAGGGCCUAGUGUCUGCAGGUUUUUGGUUUUUCCUUUCAAUAAAGCCCUAGACAACCAGGUGUGGGGAGUUCCUAACUAAUUAGUGAUGUUAAUUCAUCAAUCAAGUAUAAGGGAGGAGCGAAAACCCGCAGACACUCGGCCCCCCGUGGAAUGAGUUUGACACCUGUGCUCUAUGGGAUCGGUAUCACCCCGCGCGACGGUUGAGCUAACGUAGGCUAAUGUGAGGCAGCUUAUCAGAAGAGUUGGAGGUGUGGCUAAUGGGGGCUUUUUUUCCACACGUGAGAGUGAAUGUCAUUCCAGUUAAUGUCGUCUAUUGUAUUUGAUAUUAAAUGUUAAACUUGUACACUGCCAGCAUCUGUAAUGAUACUUAAAUAAAUGCAUGUGGUACUGAAGUGCCUGAUGAGGCUUUA
Messenger RNA from Salvelinus fontinalis (brook trout), 3474 nucleotides. RefSeq names its product cytosolic sulfotransferase 3-like. The transcript is spliced from 8 exons. NCBI's taxonomy places the organism in Eukaryota, Metazoa, Chordata, Actinopteri, Salmoniformes, Salmonidae. The coding region runs from base 1552 to 2442 and encodes 296 amino acids. The record is from RefSeq and is a predicted model, not a curated record. Gene Ontology annotation, cellular component: cytoplasm. Gene Ontology annotation, biological process: sulfation. Gene Ontology annotation, molecular function: sulfotransferase activity.